CUACAUUUUACAUCAAUUUAAUCGCAUGUAUGGAUGUAGGAGAGAUUAAUCGUAAAUGGAAUAGGAAGAAAUUUCAGUGCGUGUACAAAUCGUGAUAAAAAGUUUAAGAAAAAAAUGUCCGGCCUUGUAAAUUACAGUAGUGAGGAGGAACAGGAUGAUUAUCCACAUUUAAAAGCGGGUGAACAACGUGAAAGAAUCGGCCGAAAUCCAUUGGCCGAUGGCAAAAAGCUGAAACAUCGUCGACGAUGCUCUAGUUCUUCUGACACGGGCAGUGACAGUGAUAAUAAAAAUGUGACACCACCUCCUUCACGCAAGGAAAGGGGUGGCGGUGGCAAUGGCAGUCUAGGCAGUAGCGGCAGCAGCAGCAAUAGAAAUGAACGUGGAAGUGGAACCACCAACAACAGCAGCAGCAGCAGCACUUUUCACCACGAUGAGGAUAAAUACAAGUCAUCAGCAGACAGGCGUGCCGACAAAUACAGCAGAGAUCAUUCAAGAGACCGCAGAGACAACAACAACAGAGAGACGAGUAAACACUCUCGCGAGAGUCGUGGCGGCUAUCGUGAGCAUAGAGAUGACAAGAGUUAUGAUAACGGCAACAAUUGGCAUGACAAGAAAUAUGAUGAUGGCAAACGCCACAGCAAAGAUCAUAAGCGUGACAACGACUACCACAGAAGCGAGAAACGUUCUCGUUAUGAUGAUAAGAAACUUCAAGCAUCUGGCUACAGCAAGGACCGUUCCUCAAAUCUCUCAAAAUCUCGCUAUAAUGAUAGAAAACCCUGCGACGAACGCAAAGAAGAGCGCCGUGAAGAUAAGCGAGCCAACGAUGACAGGCGUAAUCACAGUGGCAGCAGUUCAGCACACCGCAGAAGCGGCAAUGAUUACAAUAAUGAAAGAAAAGAUUAUCGUUCAUCUGAUGACCGUAGCACACCACGUUCCUCUGCUAUGGAGAGACCCAAUUCCUAUUAUCGUUCUAACAGCAAAUACUCUCUAGAUCGUCGCGGACUAGAUGAGGAAAGAAAAUCUCAACCACAACACUCGCGCUCCGAAGAGUCACCUGAUAAAUGCCAAGAGCGUAAUAGCAGCUCACAACGUGAGCACCCCGCAGAAGCAAUAAACACCACAACCACCACCAUCAUCACCCGUCCAGAAGAGCCUAAUAAUAAGUCCUCGUCGCCUGCCGAAGUUGUUGCCAAGAAAGUUUUACCUACAGCACGUAAUUUUGAAGCCCUCUUAUCUCUGCCCCUAAGCGAAACAGCACCCAAACAACCAAAUGUUGUAACAGUUCCACCCAUCACCGAGGCUGGUGAGGCUGAAGCUUUAACGGUACAGUUACCUAGCUACUAUAAUCCCAAAGUCAUAAAUCCCAAUAAAUACGCUCAGCAAAUACAAAAGCGCAAACUUAUAUGGGGUGCCAAAAAGGCUGAGGAUUCUGCUUCCAAAUGGGGACAUGCACAAUUUUCACAAGACUCCGAUGGCAAAGUUGCCUCGAAAUUUAUGCGUCUAAUGGGCAUUAAAAAUGUUCCUCCACCUACGGAAUCUGCGAAUCCGGCCGAAACAGCAGGUCCCAGUGGUGAUCAAAAGAAAAGCGAUGCCGCCGCAAAUCCCGACUUUAAAUCCCGCGAAGCCAUGUUCUCCACUAUGGAACAGCAAUAUGAAGUUGCCCGUCAAGUCACCCAUACAAUGCGUGGUGUUGGUUUAGGUUUUAGUACGCAAAGACCAUAUUAAAGAGCUCAGUACAGAAUAAAACCGAGUUCAUAAUAAGUUUAAUUGAUUGAUUGAUGAAUGGAUGAAUAAUACAUACAUAUGAGAAUACUAAUAUGUAUUUAUUUUAAACAGAGAACUUUUAUUUAAGUACACACUACUAACAAAUGACAAAAACAGAGAAAUUGUAUUUUUAGUUUUACAUUGUAAAAUUGAUAAAAUGUAAAGAAAUCAUACACACACACACACACAAA
Messenger RNA from Stomoxys calcitrans (stable fly), 1955 nucleotides. Its product is annotated as arginine/serine-rich coiled-coil protein 2. Bases 115 to 1725 code for a protein of 536 amino acids. The record is from RefSeq and is a predicted model, not a curated record. The transcript is spliced from 4 exons. Lineage: Eukaryota; Metazoa; Arthropoda; Insecta; Diptera; Muscidae.